CUUAUCUCGGACGAGUGCAACACUACGGAGUAAGCACGGAGUAAGCAUAUGGCUUGCGUGAUUAUAAGAGAAAGCCAUAUCUGGGCAAUGGCCCUAGUUCUUUUCAAACGCUAGACGGAAGGGAUUUAAACCACACGGUGUAUAGACUCAUUCCUCAAGUUCUUUACUGUGGAAAGACAAACAAAACGCAUAUCUAUCCUGCGAUAUGGGGCGAACACUGACAUAUCCCAAGCGGUCUUCCAACACUGUUAACCGCUACAAACAUCGAGCCACUUAUGACUUGAAAGCAAUCCAUACCAUCAUCAAUUCGAGUCAGGUACUCCAUGUGUCUUUCUCACCUGGGCCCUCUGACCCUUUCCCCGCAAUUCUGCCCAUGAUCGGGCAGAUGGGGUCGUUCGACUAUCCAUCGGCGGGCAUUGACGAACCCUUAGACUGCUAUCUUCACGGAUACGUCAGUUCACGGAUCAUGAAUUUGGCCCGGGACUCUGAGGGUGAUGGAUUGCCCAUUUGUGUCGCCGCCAGCAGGGUGGAUGGGUUAAUCCUUUCCUUAACUCCAAAUUCACACAGUUAUAACUACCGGUCCGCCGUAUUGCACGGAUAUGCCAAAAUGGUGACUGACGAAGCCGAAAAGCUCUACGCAAUGGAAUUGAUUACCAAUUCAGUACUCUCCGAUCGCUGGGAGCAUUCCCGAGUACCACCAGACCGUACAGAAAUGUCAUCCACCGUCAUCCUCAAGGUCAAAGUCGUCGAUGGUAGUGGCAAGAUCCGAGACGGUGGUGUCUCGGAUGAAAAGAAGGAUACAACGAACGAUGAGGUCACCGGCCGUGUCUGGACUGGUGUUGUGCCUGUUUGGGAGACAUUUGGAGAGCCCAUUCCAAGUCCUGAGAACAAAGUAACAGAAGUGCCUGACUAUAUCACUCGGUUUGUCGCGGAUAAGAAUGAUCGAAAUCGGCGAUAUGCAAAGGAGGCAGUUCAUAUUGCACUCCCCUUUGAGGAACAGCAUUAGUCCUGUUGGUUCUCAUGGCUUUCCUUCCUUGCUUUUAUUAUAUUUACGACUAUAUGGACGACUUAUGGUAGCUAGAAUUUCCAAAUUUACUAUAUUACAAGCACUUCCUGUCUAAGUGGCAUUCGGAAGCUUAUGCCGAGUCAGGCAGGGCGAGCUGUGUAAGGUGGUUCAUAAUGAGAAUAAGAAGUCUGAAAAAGAUAUUAUUAUCUCAUUUUAUUAUAGCCCCUAAUAUAAUUACAGUGGAAGAC
Molecule: messenger RNA, 1254 nt
Organism: Aspergillus pseudonomiae
Lineage: Eukaryota; Fungi; Ascomycota; Eurotiomycetes; Eurotiales; Aspergillaceae
Product: pyridoxamine 5'-phosphate oxidase family protein
Exons: 2
Coding region: 206-1006 (266 amino acids)
Source: RefSeq, a predicted model, not a curated record